Solanum verrucosum is the source of this 900-nucleotide messenger RNA. RefSeq lists its product as uncharacterized. Lineage: Eukaryota; Viridiplantae; Streptophyta; Magnoliopsida; Solanales; Solanaceae. Bases 1 to 900 code for a protein of 299 amino acids. The record is from RefSeq and is a predicted model, not a curated record. The transcript is spliced from 2 exons.
AUGCCAGAAUAUGUCAAGUUUAUGAAGGACUUAGUUACAGAGAAAAGAGUUGUAAGUCUUGAUUUUACUAAUGAUGUUCACCAUUGCAGUGCCAUUGCUACCAUAUCUUUGGUUCAGAAAAAAGAAGGCCCAGGUGCAUUCACUAUUCCAUGCACCAUCGGGUCAAUCAGCUUUGCAAAAGCAUUGUGUGAUCUCGGAGCCAACAUUAGCUUGAUGCCACUAGCCAUCUACAAGAAACUGGGAUUGGGAGUUCCAAGACCCACAACAAUGAGGUUGAUAAUGGCUAAUAGAUUAGUUAAGCAGCCUGUGGGAAUCCUAUGUGAUGUACUUAUGAAAGUGGACACCUUCAUUUUUUCGGCUGACUUCGUGAUCUUGGAUUGCGAAGUGGACUUUGAAGUCCCCAUUAUUUUGGGAAGACCCUUUUUGGCCGCAGGAAGAGCUUUUGUGGAUGUUGAAAGAGGAAAGUUGAAGUUCAAACUCAACAAGGAUAAGGUAAAGUUCAAUAUUUGCAGGUCAAUGAAGCAACCCAAUGAUAUCAAUGUGGUUUUUCCAAUAGAGGUGGUUGUUGAUGAGGACAUGAGGGGUAUGGGAGCACACUCGUAUGUUCCAAAGAAAUUGGAGUUGGACUUGAAAAACAGGCCAAGCUCUCCAGCAAAACCAUCCAUCGAGGAGCUACCGGUGCUGGAACUGAAACAGUUACCCAGUCACUUCAGGUAUGUAUUUUUGGGUACUAAUAACACUUUAAUUGUGAUCUUGGCUGCAAAUUUAAUUGAAGAGAAGGUGCAGGAGAUUAUCAAGGUGUUGAGAAGAUACAAAUGGGCAAUUGGGUGGACCAUUGCUGAUAUAAUUGGAAUACCUCCUGGUAUAUCCACUCACAAGAUUCAACUUGAGGAGGACUGA